Messenger RNA from Zootoca vivipara (common lizard), 1248 nucleotides. RefSeq names its product mas-related G protein-coupled receptor member H-like. Gene Ontology annotation, biological process: G protein-coupled receptor signaling pathway. NCBI's taxonomy places the organism in Eukaryota, Metazoa, Chordata, Lepidosauria, Squamata, Lacertidae. Gene Ontology annotation, cellular component: plasma membrane. Gene Ontology annotation, molecular function: G protein-coupled receptor activity. The record is from RefSeq and is a predicted model, not a curated record.
CUUAUCACAUGAUGCUGGCAAAUGGAUUACCCAGAACUGAAGACACAUGGGAAGGAUCCUACACAUCUUGCUAAGAACCAGAUGAGGCAUCUAAACAAUUUCUGCAAAUCUUCUGAUUACCUGCUUAUUCCAGCACCACUUGCUGCUCCCACUCACCAUGCCUGAGGGAUGCUGAUCCAAAGUUUUAGACAGGAAGAGCCAUGCAAGGAGUAGCUCAAAAGUAGAGAUACAUCAAGAUGAGCAAUGAUGGCCUGGGAUCCUGGUCCACUUUGAAUGGUUCAUGGGAAGAUAUUGGAGCAGAAAAUGGAACUGACCUCCUAACCCCCGAGGACGGUUUUGAUCAUGAAUUAUCAACAUAUCCUAUAGCAGGAAUUAUUCUCUUUCUCUUAAUUCCAGUUAUUAGCAUUCUUGGACUUAUGGGGAAUGGAACUGUCAUCUGGUUUCUUGGUUUUUGCAUGAAGAGGAAUCCUUUCACCACUUUCAUACUACAUCUGGCUGUUGCUGACCUUGGGGUUCUCAUGUGCUUAUGCUCUCUUUUGAUAAUGCUUCUUCUGGCGUUAUUUUCAUUUUCACCUCCCUAUAUGGAUUUGUUCUUGUAUUGUUUUAUGUUUAUGUACAACACGGAUCAAUAUCUGUUGACAGCCAUUAGCAUGGACAGGUGUGUUUCUGUCGUCUUCCCCCUUUGGCAUCGAUGCCACCGACCACCACACUUUUCCACCCUUGUUUGUGCCACAAUAUGGAUCAUUUCUUUCCUGCUCACUGUAAUCGGCAUGAUUCCUUCUAUUUUUAGUGUUUCCUACCUGCUUCUAGUGAAUGCUAUCCUUUGCCUCCCACUCAUGACUGUUUCCACUCUGGUCCUGUUUAUAAAAGUUUACUUUAGAUCAAAACAGAGGAAGAAGGGAAAAGCUUUAACAGCCAUCCUACUUGCCCUCCUCUUCUUCCUCUUCUUAGCUUUCCCAUUUACUUGCAUUUUAUUAAUCCGUUUUUUCACUCCACUUAUAGAUUACAAUGUGCAAUUUGUUAUAUCUGUUGGGUUAUUAUGCAGUUGCCUGAAUAGCAGUAUCAACCCACUGAUUUAUUUCCUGAUUGGAAGAAACAAGAGGGCUCGAUCUAAGGAGAGCAUGAAGGUCAUACUCCAGAGGCUUUUCAAAGAGGAGGAAAACUGCAGAGAGAAGCGAGAAGUUCCAGUUCAAACCUGGAUGUGAAGACUUCAAAAUAGCUCAGAAAGCUUCAUUUUCUAUCUCUUGG